AGGGCUCAGUCAGUCAGUCAGUCAGCGGAGCGGCGUCAUUUCAACAGCUGCUUUCCCUCCCACUAGCCCUCCCCACACAUCAUUUGGGGAAGAGGAGAGGCUUUUCUGCCUUCUACUGCACUUCAGGGUCGUGUUCCGUUAGACCAGGCACGGAGAGGCCUUUUGCUGCCGUUAUUCUGACAGGAACAACCCGCGACAGCCACCCUACUCGCUCGCCGCCGCUGUUUUUCUCCCGUUUCUUCACCGGACGUACCUCACAAUGACUGCAGACGCGUAGAAUGUGACCGUUUAAGUUAUUUUUUAAAAAAUUCUCCGUUCCCGCCUCUAUCCGUUGUUUAUAUUUGUGGAGAAAUAACGUCUAUUUAACGAAAGAGGAGGAGAAAGUAACGGUCUCCGAGAUAUUACCACAUACAGUUCAUGGGAGAUAAAGCCUAAUGUGUACAGCGGCAGACAACAAUAGCUCCUGACAGAUGGAAGGAGGGUUUUUGUUUGGCGAAUUCAAGAUGGAAAACGAAGAAAUGAGCCUAAGUUCUUGCAAGUAGCAAGACGGAAAGUGAAGAGGUUGGUUUAUAGUCGGUUUUUUGGUAGCGCUGGAGGGAAUGAUGGCGCGCGGUACGGGUCGACAGACGGCGCAUCUUUGCACUCUGUCACAGAGUGAGGGUAACGAUCUCAAUUAUAAACACCAUGAUGCAUUCUGAGGAAGAAAACAAAUCAAUCACAGAGACAUCAGUCUGAGGAAGCAGUCGUCCUUCAGAAGAGAACUGCCCCAAAGCAUGACCGUCUGUCACUGGGGAGGGUCAGAGAAACGCAUUCCUGCAACUCUCAUGAACAGUUUGUCAUCCCCCUCGUAGGUCCACCUACGGCCCUGAACACACCCAUCUGCCAGCUCAGAUAACCCUCAGGCUGUUUGCAACACAUGUUUGAUGUGAUUGGUUGUGACCGCCGCGCUUUGCUAAGCAGCCCCGCUCUACAUCAUGCAGUGGCGUCGGCGACACUGCUGCCCCAUCAAGAUGACCUGGAAUGUCAAGCGGUCGCUCUUCCGCACACAUGUAGCAGGCCUUCUCUCGCUGGCCUCACUCUUCGCCCUCUUCCUCAUCUACUGCCACCAGGAUUUGCUGCAGGGCCGGUGUUGGUUGCGAGACAACCCCUUGGUUUACACCAUGCGAGGUUUGCGCCCCCACAAGGAGCGCGCGAAGGGAAACCAAAGCUCGCUGCGAAGCCUCUGGAAAGACAAUGGUUAUGUGCUCCCCAAACCGUCUGUUAACUUCAACUUCACUUCUCACCAGGCGGAGAUCACUGCCCGGGGGAUUGUGGGAUUGGAGAUAUCACCGAGCAGCAACAACUCAAGCACUAACGGCAACACCAAGAGCUUGCACAGGGAAAUGGGAGUGGGAGGGCGUCUGGCAGCCCAGCCUUAUCACUGGCUGCUUAAUGAGCCCUACAAGUGCAACGAAAGCAGUCCCUUCCUGGUCUUGCUAAUUGCUGCCGAGCCGAGGCAGUUGGAGGCAAGGAACGCCAUCAGACAGACCUGGGGCAAUGAGAGCGUGGCCAUGGGAUACGGGUUCGUGCGUCUCUUUCUGCUGGGAAGGAUACCUAACGCGUACCCCCAGAGCUCCAUCGAGGAGGAGAGCUUGCAGUACCAUGACAUCAUCCAGCAGGACUUCUUGGACACCUAUUACAACCUUACCAUCAAGACGCUUAUGGGCAUGAGCUGGGUUGCUCGAUAUUGCCCGCACACUCACUAUGUCAUGAAGACGGACAGUGACAUGUUUGUCAACACCGAAUAUCUCAUCCAAAAGCUGCUAAAGCCAAACAUGGCACCUCGACAGAAUUACUUCACAGGCUACCUAAUGAGAGGCUACGCUCCCAACCGCAACAAGGACAGCAAGUGGUACAUGCCACCAGAACUCUAUUCCAGCGAGAGAUACCCUAUCUUUUGCUCCGGGACGGGCUACGUGUUCUCGGGGGAUAUGGCAGCGAAAAUCUACAACGCCUCGUUGAGCAUCCGCCGCCUGCACCUCGAGGAUGUGUAUGUAGGAAUCUGCCUGGCGAAACUGCGAAUCGACCCGGUGCCACCACCAAAUGAGUUUCUCUUCAACCACUGGAGAGUGUCGUACUCCAGCUGCAAGUACAGUCACCUGAUCACCUCCCACCAGUUCCAGCCCAACGAACUCAUUAAAUACUGGAGUCACUUGCAAAGCAACAAGCACAAUCCUUGCCUUAACAUGGCGAAGGAUAGGAGCGGGCGAACGCGCCAUAGGAAAUUGCAGUGGGAAGGUCUUCGGUGAUUAGCCAGGGCUCAGGGUGCAGUAGUGUUAUCGCAGCAUGUGCAAAAUUCAGCAGUUUAUGAGGUAGGGAACAGCACAGUGUUUUUGGUAUUGUGAAUUAAAACUAUUUUUUUAAUUUCAGAGAGAUGUUAUGUAUUGUAAACCUGUCUUUUUAAAGGGAAGUGAGAGACGUGUGCAAUAUCUAGCAUGCACAGCAAAAACCAUCCGAUGGCGGUAACCGCCAUUUUCAGGUGCCAAUUAACCGAGACAUAUUAAGAGGUUGCCGACUUUCCUCUACAAGCUAACGUUCGAGUGAUAUUAUUAAGGGCCAAUUUUAUUGAGAUCCUCACUGUUUCUGUAUACAAAAGAAGAAAAAAAUCGGGAAUAUCAUAUGGUGGUGUAUCUGUACUGUGACACAUUUGAUUCUCAAUGAUGUCCACCCGACAUUAUGAGAUGAUGUUGAUUUUUUUCUAUCUACCUAAAACCUGCAAAUGGUUUACAGUAUCCAAACCAAAUUAAAAACAGUAUGUGUAAAAGAAAAUAUAUAUAUGGAAUUUAAGUGCAUCAUAGAUGUCAGAUAUGAUCAAAAUAAUAUUUUUCAAAAGCUUUACACUGACUAAAUACACAAGUCUGCCCUUGAUUAGGGCAAGUAAACUAUUUAUUAAAUGUAUUUCUUAAGCA
Messenger RNA from Labeo rohita (rohu), 2948 nucleotides. RefSeq names its product UDP-Gal:betaGlcNAc beta 1,3-galactosyltransferase, polypeptide 2 (gene b3galt2). Gene Ontology annotation, cellular component: membrane. The record is from RefSeq and is a predicted model, not a curated record. Gene Ontology annotation, molecular function: N-acetyl-beta-D-glucosaminide beta-(1,3)-galactosyltransferase activity. Bases 975 to 2288 code for a protein of 437 amino acids. Lineage: Eukaryota; Metazoa; Chordata; Actinopteri; Cypriniformes; Cyprinidae. The transcript has 3 exons.